Ipomoea nil (Japanese morning glory) is the source of this 1230-nucleotide messenger RNA. RefSeq names its product caffeoylshikimate esterase-like. Gene Ontology annotation, molecular function: lipase activity. Gene Ontology annotation, cellular component: membrane. The record is from RefSeq and is a predicted model, not a curated record. NCBI's taxonomy places the organism in Eukaryota, Viridiplantae, Streptophyta, Magnoliopsida, Solanales, Convolvulaceae. Bases 54 to 1070 code for a protein of 338 amino acids. The transcript has 2 exons.
UAAGCCUGUCUUCUGACUUCUGAGCAGAUAUCCAAACCAGAGAGCAAAGGGAGAUGAAGCAUCCGGUGGCGGAUGCGAACGAGGAGAGCCCGUUUGGCUCCCUGAGUGCCGACGAGUUCUAUUCCCGCCAUUCUGUGUCCCACGGUUCCGAGUUCAUCACCAAUUCCCGCGGCCUCAAGCUCUUCACUCAGUGGUGGACCCCGCUACCUCCCACCAAGCUCAUAGGUGCAGUCUGCGCCGUCCACGGCUUCACCGGCGAGUCCAGCUGGUUCGUGCAGCUCACCGCUGUUCACAUAGCCAAGCAUGGAUUCGCCGUUUGCGCCAUCGAUCACCAGGGCCACGGCUUCUCCGACGGCCUCGUGGCUCACAUACCGGACAUCAAUCCUGUCGUCGACGACUGUAUCUCUUUCUUCGACUCCUUCCUCGACAGCCACGUGCCGUCUUACCUGCCGACUUUCCUCUACGCCGAGUCUCUCGGCGGUGCAAUUGCUCUCCUAAUCACUCUCCGUAGCGGUGACUCCGCCCCAAAACGGUCUUUCGAUGGCGUCGUUCUGAACGGAGCAAUGUGUGGCAUCAGCGAUAAGGUCAAGCCGCCAUGGCCGUUAGAGCAUUUGCUUGACAUUGCCGCCUUCCUUGUCCCCACCUGGCAAGUGGUUCCCACGCGCGGUUCUUUGCUUGGCGUCUCUUUCAAGGAGGAAUGGAAGAGGAAGCUAGCGAUAGCAAGCCCGAGGAGGCCUGUAGCGAAGCCACGAGCUGCGACUGCGCGUGAAUUGUUGAGGGUGUGCAGAGAAUUGCAGGGAAAGUUUGAGGAAGUGAAAGUGCCGUUUCUGAUUAUCCACGGCGGUGACGACGUCGUCUGCGAUCCGGCCUGCGCGGAGGAGCUGUACAGACGCGCGGCGAGCAAGGAUAAGACUCUGAACAUUUAUCCGGGCAUGUGGCACCAACUGGUGGGUGAGCCGGAGGAGGAUGUCGAUCGCGUAUUCGGUGACGUCGUGGUGUGGCUCACAACUAGAGCUGAACGCGCAACCAACCAAAAGUCUGCAGAAGACGGCGGAGCGGUGCCGGAGUAGAUGGGCAAUAUUCGGUACGUGGCCGGGAAUGGAACCGUGCGAUUUAAAUGCGAAUUUCUUAUUACCCCUUGAAGCCUAUAUACCCCUUGAAACCUAUAUACUAGCAUUCCUAAUUGGACGUUGAGUUGUUAUUUGACCUCAUUUGAGACUUUUAUUAUAA